UGCGAAAAUCCCCAAUUCGCAAAGCAAAAUCUCAUAACCUAUUCGCCAGGAGGACAGAGGCACAGAGCUACCGCACGACGAAGAGCUUUUGCCGCCCGCCGAAGACCGCAACCUGUCAUUCCACACUUCCACAAAAGCCCGACAGGAGAUUCUUUUGAUGGACAAUCUUGUAGACUCUCUAAACAGUGCAUACCUAGAAUUUGUUGCUGCAGCAGCCAAUGUACUUGAAGCAAAGGAGAGCUCUGGUGCUCAAAAAAUUGCGGUGACUGAUGCUGCUUUAGAAAACUUUAAGCAACAUUGGGAGUUGUUCAGAGUUGCUUGUGAUCAAGCAGAGGAGUUUGUGGAGUCUGUAAAGCAAAGAAUUGGGUCCGAGUGUUUGGUAGAUGAGGCCACUGGCUCCGUUUCUGGUAAGCCCGGGCAGCCUGCUACAAGUGGGCUACAGCCCAUCAGUGCAGUUCGGCUGGAGCAGAUGAGUAAAGCUGUCAGGUGGUUAGUGAUUGAACUGCAACAUGGUUCUGGGACCGGUGGCGCAUCAUCACACCCCCACCCUUCCGCUCCCUUCGACGCUCGAUUUUCUGAAGAUGCAGCUCAAUAGGGAAUUGCUGAAAGGAUGCAGUUGUAAAGCACACCAUGAUGCCUCAAGGUCACAUUACAUUGUUGAACAUCCCGGGUAUACUUAUUGUAAGAUACUAAGAUAGCGUGUUUUUAAAUUGUUGCAUACAUUGUUCGGAUAUAUAUUUCUUAGUUAUAACUGCUUUGGCUCCUAUGAAGGGGACUGAGAGAGGGAAAUGAAAGGAGAAAGGAAUUAGAUAGGUAUUUCUAUGAGGUAGAACAAACCCCUUCCCCUUUGUGGAGAGAAUAUGUGGUAUUUCUUCUUUGUUGCCUUGCAAUCGUGUAUCACAUCGGCUUUCCUUCGGGUCAUCCCAAAGUGCUCAUAAGUUGUAAGCAAGUGAUCAUUAUUUUUACAUGUGGUUUUCUUGAAUCGUUCAAAA
Molecule: messenger RNA, 992 nt
Organism: Ipomoea triloba (trilobed morning glory)
Lineage: Eukaryota; Viridiplantae; Streptophyta; Magnoliopsida; Solanales; Convolvulaceae
Product: mediator of RNA polymerase II transcription subunit 32
Exons: 3
Coding region: 158-595 (145 amino acids)
Biological process (GO): cold acclimation; regulation of DNA-templated transcription; leaf senescence
Cellular component (GO): mediator complex
Source: RefSeq, a predicted model, not a curated record